Molecule: messenger RNA, 1071 nt
Organism: Aspergillus calidoustus
Lineage: Eukaryota; Fungi; Ascomycota; Eurotiomycetes; Eurotiales; Aspergillaceae
Source: the annotation of a GenBank genome assembly
AUGCCUCCUCGACUUCGUCUCUCGAACGCGCGGGUUCCUCAACCCGUCCGCUGUCAACGAGUGCUCUGCCAAUUCGAAAUCCAUUCGGCCAUUCGAUAUGCCAGCACUGGAACAGCGACAGUCCCUGCCCCCUCAAUUGAGCAGAUCACCGUGUCAACGCCUCCAAUCGCCCAUUUCCAUCCCUCGCAGCCUCCUUCUCACAGAAGCCCCGAGAACCGACGCUCCCAGCUCCUCCGACAAUACACCUCCCUUAUCCGCACAAGCCCGCUCAUGGUCUUUAUGCAGCACGACAACCUCAAGUCAGUUGAAUGGGCUGCGAUCCGACGAGAAUUGAGCAAAGCCAUGCAAAAAGUCGACGCGAAGAUCGCCGCGGAGGGCCGCAGCACCCCGGCCUUGGCUCCCCAUGUCAAAGUCCAAAUUAUCCAGACCAGUAUCUUUGAAGUUGCCCUGCGUAUCGUGGAAUAUUUCCGACCCAGCCAAUCAACAAUACAGCAAGGCAAGCCGCCAGCCGCAGUCGAUCCGGCUACACAGACCUCCGCCGAAAUCUGCCUAUCCGACUCCCGAGACGACCCUACACUGACACACGAUUUAUCGCGUGCCGCUCAGAAUGCUGUGCGCAACAUGAGGGGGAAGCAUGAGCUGUCUACUCUUCUUGUGGGGCCAAUUGCUGUCCUCUCUAUUCCAAACAUGUCCCCGGAGCACCUAAAGGCAGCCAUGUCCGUUCUGGCCCCCAAGGCCUUUGGCUACCCUGCGCCUACCCGAAAAGCCAAUCCAGACUGGCACGAUUUCCCUGUUCAGAACGGUCUGACCAAGUUGAACAUCCUUGCUGCGCGCGUGGACGAUAAGGUCUUUGACGUCGACCAGGCGAAAUGGGUUGGAAGUAUCGAAGGUGGCAUGGAUGGUCUGCGCUCCCAACUCGUCAUGGCCCUGCAGAGCAUGGGAUCUAGCAUUACGAAUGCUUUGGAGGGAGCUGGUAAGAGUCUAUACUUUACCCUUGAGGGUCGGAGGACGCAGCUGGAAGACGAACAGAAGGAAGCCUCUGGGGAAAAUGAGGAGAAGAAGGCAGAGUAA